Molecule: messenger RNA, 4717 nt
Organism: Actinia tenebrosa (Australian red waratah sea anemone)
Lineage: Eukaryota; Metazoa; Cnidaria; Anthozoa; Actiniaria; Actiniidae
Biological process (GO): calcium-ion regulated exocytosis
Cellular component (GO): exocytic vesicle; plasma membrane
Molecular function (GO): SNARE binding; calcium-dependent phospholipid binding; calcium ion binding
Source: RefSeq, a predicted model, not a curated record
UACAGAAAUGUCAUAAAUCAUGAAUUCAACGUUUUGGAGAAGUAAUCACCAGUGGAACAAGAUUGUAGAUAAAAAAUUCCCUCACGCCCGCAGUGCGGAUAACCAGCAGAUUGUAGGCUCGACAUCACCGGAUGUGACGUCAUUGGUUUUUCCCGCCAUUGGAGCAUUACUAAUGCUUGUUUUUGGCGGGUUUUUAUUAUCAUCCACUAACUCUUGCUGCGGCUCUGACAAAAACAAAAGAAAUAACAAGAAUGAAGACUACGAAGGAAUUGACUUUACUUUUCUGUCUGGUAGUAUCGUCUUUCCUCGACUAUCCCCAGUCCUUCAGCAAGAAAACAAUGACAUAGUUGAGGCUGUCAUGGCAACGUACAGUGAUUUGCCUCAGUACGCACCAGUUCAUGACGAGGUAGCAGCCAUUGCCGGGACAUUGCCUGUGACGAAACCAGAAACUAGAGACGUUUGUUUGAGUCCAAUACACCAGGCACAUGAUGUCGAAAUACCUGUGAAUAUUGGGGAGAAGGAGAAUGAUACAUCACGCUUGGAGAAUGAAACUGUCACACAACAGUGCUACUUAGAUUCAGGUGAACGAUCAAGGAAUGAUGAAACACGGAGUCUUAUUGGUUCGAGGGACGACAGACGAUUAGCUUGUUCGGCGAUGGAUACUCAAGCCCUGCCUGAUCAAAAUGACAAUCAAAGAUAUCGAAGCAAGAGUGCUCCUUUAGAAACAACCCAUGACAAAAACACCCAACAAGAAGUUCUCUCAUUGGAUACAUCACGUGACAGUCUGGGAUCUGUUGCCAAACCAGACGACUGUAAUGACGUUGACAGAUGUUCAGCAGAUUCAAGAGGCUCAUACAGUAAGCCAUGUGAUGGCGGCUCCUCGGCUGAUGACAGGGUGACAACCUCUUUAAUCGACGAAUUUCAGAUACAAAAGGGGAUUGGUGAAAUUCUUCCUGGACAGGGCAUACUUGACGCCUCAUAUCAAUGGAAACGACCCAACAAACUGAGCAAGAAAGACAAGCUAGAAAUACUCAAGCGUUUACAGCCAAGGAUCGAUGAUGGAGUCAGUCACAAAAGAGUGGAUGAAAAAAAGGACAGACAGACAGAAAAUAACAAGAGUAAGAGCGAAGGAAAUGACGUGAAUCGAUUCUGCGAAGGAUGCAGUUCAGAUUCAGCUGUCAUGUUAAAUGAUGGUCACUGCGCCAAGGGAGGAAGAUUGAGUCGCCUCAAAGUCAUACGAGCUCCAAGCGCUCUAUGCAUCCAUGGUAACCAGUGUCAGGUGCAAUGCAAGACAACAGGUCACGUGACAGUCGUGGAUAAUCCUCAUCUGAAUGAUUCAGGUCGAGGUGCAAGCUGUUUUGCUGAGUCUUUCAUACACUCUACAUCAACGAUAAGAGAAGCGAGCGCGUUUGGUGAGCCGACCCGAGGAGCGAGUGCGUUUGGGAAACCUGGCACAGAGUCACGUGAUAGCAAACCACGUGAUAUCAAACCUGAUUUUUACCAUCUUACGGACGUUAGAGGCGCUAGUUCUUUUGAUGGAACCAACCACAAACCACCAGAAAAUGUUAUUCGUACUUAUGGAGAAACGACAAGUUGCUGGUUGACUGGAGUCAGCGGUCAAGACACAAAUGACAUGCGUGGAGCAAGUGGGUUUGGUGAGUCAUGUGAUCGCCUUAGUGUGGCUGGUACUGCUAGUGUUACAUUGAGUAUGGCUGUACAGUCAGAAAAGGAAGACUUCAUUGAAGAUAAUGAUAGUCUGGAAAAUAUAGUUACCAAGAACCAUGAAGAUGGCGUUGCUAAGCAACCAAAGGAGGAAAAUUUUGAAGGGGGAACAGAGAGAAUAAUAUUAGAAGAAAAAAAUGUUAGAAACAAUGAACAGGAAAGAGGGGAUGAAAACAAGGAAAACUUCUUUUUCGCGAAGAUUCAUGGUGGUGACGUCGUACAUAAUGUGUCAGAACUGAGGAAGGAGGCGACCAAAAAGGAUUGUUUAGAGAGGAGUGUUGAUGUUAAUGUUCAAUCUAACCCUCUUGCUCAGCAUGACGCCCAAGGUUCAUUAAGAGACAAUAUUAUCAAAAAGAAAGCUAUCGAGGUAAUUCGUACAAGAAGUAAAGGUGGUUUAGCAGAAGAUGGACCAAAUAGGUCUAGUACACCAAACGAUGGUCAAUCUGAACUCCAUCCAGGUACAGCUACAUCACGUGACUAUCCGCGAAUGAGUCUGGGUAAAGACCCUCUUGCACUAACUGGAAUGCUGAGGGCAUUACAGCGAGAAAAACACAAGAAAACAAUCAAUAUGAAAGAAGUAAUUCCUACUUCUUUGCAAAAUGGUUCCCCAUCACAAGAAAAUGGUUCUCUAGAAAAUGCGAAUAUCAAUGCUACGAGGAAAGAUGAAUCACGUUCAAAACAACUUGUUGGUAAAAUCAAGGUUUGUUUGUUUUAUGCUAGAAGUGACACAGAUAAGCCUGUUCUAUAUGCAACAGUGUUGAAGGCUUACUCCCUACGACAUGAAUACGUCAGACCUAAAGAAGACUUUCUUGUGGAAAUGUUGGUCAUCACUCGUGAUAAUAGCACACAAAAGUCCAAGAUUAUCAAGGAAUACAAGAACUCUCUCGUCUUUAAUCAUUUGUUCCAUGUUGCCUCAAUCAAAACCAGAGAGCUGCAAAUAUCUGCGUUAAAAUUGAAGCUAGUCAGAGGUCGGUCCCACGAAUGUGUUGGGAUUGCUAAUGUACCUCUUGCAGACCUGGUGUCACGUGAUAAGAUCAAGAAAACUUAUCUUCUGAGAAGAGCAACUUCAGCAUCGUACGAUAUUCCUUCCACUGGACUGAGCACCCCUGUCCCAGUGGGUGCGGUUUGUAUUGGGUUGAAGUACAACUCUGUUGAGGAAAAGCUGCUGGUUCAUGUCAUCAAAGUUCGCGGGCUCCCAGCGGUGUCUUCGACUGGAGAGACAGAUCCCUACGUACUUGUGACACUGAAGGAUGCUGGGAACGUGUUAGAAGAGAGAAUGACAGUAACAAAAUGGCAGCAACGUAAUCCUGUAUUUGACGUAAAAUAUGUGUUUGAACUGAACAGCAAUAGAAUAGAAACAUCUUUGCUAUUACUGCGAGUCAUCAAUAAUGCGGCCAAUCACAGCCUGAUUGGGACUGUAAAACUUGGAAUGGACUCGCUGGAGGACACGGGAUGGUGUCACUGGAAUAGCAUCGUCACUAAACCAGGAGUUUUGGAGGAAAGAUGGCAUAAACUUAUAAACGAAACAUCAGAUAGAAAAAUUCAAACACAAUCCAGAAGAAUCAUUGAUAUUCGUAAUUUAAUCCCUCGAGGGUCGAACACCAUUUGUCCGCAACAAGAUGAUCCAAAAUCUCUCUUCUCGUAUUACGAUGUUUUGAAUCCUGCACCGGAUUCAAGUAUAUUAGGAAUUGUCUUGGGUUGUUUACUGGGAUUCAUCGCCGGAGCUGUCGUAGUUUGCCUUGCCUUUUUAUGCUAUCGCAAGAGAAGUAAGUCUUACGACACUACCGGACCCAGAAGAUCAAUUGAGUAUUAUUCUUCACCUCCACAAAGUUUUGUAUCUCACACGAGACCUGUUCCUGUACAACCAAAUCUGUACAGACUCACUCAACAAGAAGAGGACUAUGAACAAGAUUCUGAAGAUGGAGCUGAACGAGUACGAGUCACUGAACCGUAUGAUCUUCGAGCUAUGGAUGUGAUAAAAGAAGAGGGGAGUGAGAUAGGCAGCGAGAAGAGCGAAGUCCUUGAAGAUGUAGAGGAAAUGAAAGAAAAAUCCAAAGAUGAUGCAACACUUGUAAAAAAGAAAAAACCUCUAACGAGAGGCCUAAGUUUGCCUUCAAAUAUAUCUCCAGGGGAAUUGAUACACCCGAGCCAGAGUCUACUGAACAAGGCUAGUGACCUACAUCAAUGUGUUAUGGAAACAUCGAUGUUCUACGAUACAGCAAGUAAAGAGCUGCAUGUCACAGUCAUUCAAGUAACAGGGAUCCCUACACCAGAUGAAAGUUUUUUGCGCCCACCAAACUGCAGCGUGAAAAUGAGAAUUCUACCCGAGAUGCUUCAGUGGCAAUGGACGAGAAAAGUGUCGCGUACAGUCAGCCCUGUGUUCAAUGAAACCUUUAUUAUCCCUGGGUUUGUGCACAACAAACUACGAGAAUGUACGGUUCACUUCGUGGUGCUGGAUUUUGAUCAUGUCCAGGACAAUGUCUAUGUCAUUGGUGAAGUAUUCAUGCCCUUAUCGGAGCUACGAGCGAACAAGCUGGAAAAAAUCACUAAAAGAGUAAACCCUCUUUCCAUCUGACUUUAUUUCAAUGAACUCAAAAACUCCACCAUUAAUUUUCUACAGUAUAAAUAAACUACAAACAAACUAGCGAAGAUAUUCCAGGGUUUGUAGAACGGAUAAUUUGUCUAAAUCGUAAUGAAUUUCAUAACAGGAAAAACUGAGUUGGAUUCUAUCUUUACGUUGACGUCACAAUUUCCGUCGUAACGCAAGGACGGAGCUAUGAUCACUGAUUUCAAUGACGACCAAACAAAUUUAUAAUAAAUUAAUGGGCAUAAAUAAUCGAAUAUUGCUACUGUCGAGCAAGGUAGUGCUGUAUGUCAAGUAAUGAGUAGUUUUGUUCUGGUGUUUUCAGUUUUUCCUAUUGUUUGGUAAGUCGUUCUUGUUGUAAUUCAAGUAGUUUGGUGCUAUUUAUCAAAUAAAAAGAAAUGGAGGAAUUAA